CCUAUCUAAAAUGUAAACAAUGGACAAACUGUUGAAAUUUAUGAGUUUCAUUGGCGAUCUAAAGAGAGUGAAGAGAACUGGUUGGGUUUUGAGAAAAGUAAAAGACCCGGAGUCGGUGGCUGAUCAUAUGUACAGAAUGGCCCUUCUAUCAUUCCUAGUGGAUCCUUCCUCAGGUCUCAAUAAAGACAGAUGUAUCAAGAUAAGUCUGGUCCAUGAUCUUGCUGAAUGUAUCGUGGGGGAUCUUACUCCUCAGGACGAAAUUCCAAAGUCUGAGAAACAAAAGCAGGAAAUGGAAGCCAUGAAACACAUCUGCAGUUUGGUUCCAGAGGAAGUGGGUCAAGAGCUCUAUGAAUUAUGGGAGGAUUAUGAAUUUCAGAAGAGUGAGGAGGCUAAAUUUGUUAAGGAUCUGGACAAAUUUGAGAUGAUUCUUCAGGCACACGAGUACGAGAAACUCAGCGACAGCCCAGGGAGGCUACAGGAAUUCUUCAAUAGUACAAAGGGAAAGUUUAAAACAUCACAGAUUAAGGACUGGGUGGAGAAGUUAAACACAGACAGAUGUUCUAGUGGAUCAUGACAGAAUAAAAUUAAUAUUUUCUCAAA
Molecule: messenger RNA, 600 nt
Organism: Saccostrea cuccullata (small rock oyster)
Lineage: Eukaryota; Metazoa; Mollusca; Bivalvia; Ostreida; Ostreidae
Product: 5'-deoxynucleotidase HDDC2-like
Exons: 6
Coding region: 20-574 (184 amino acids)
Cellular component (GO): cytoplasm
Molecular function (GO): 5'-deoxynucleotidase activity
Source: RefSeq, a predicted model, not a curated record